AUGACUGUUCGAACACCAGAUGAGGAGAAUUCCCCUCAAGAGGCUCCCUUUCGGGAUGUCCCCGACCGAGCCUUUGCCAUCGGGCUUGAACCUAUUGUCGUUACCAUGUCUAACGUGAAUGGCGAUUCCGAAACAAGAUCGGUAGCUCAAUCGACCGGCGGGGAUAUCGAAUCCAAGAUGAGUGCCUGGGUAUGCGUCUUAGGAUCAUUCCUGUGUCUUACACCAACAUUUGGCUUCAUGCAGUCCCUCGGAACCGUCCAGUCGUACCUCAGCCUCAAUCAGCUCAAGGACUACUCUGAGGGUGAAGUUGGAUGGAUCAGUGGCAUGUUUCUAUUCCUAUCCCUGGUCUUUAACCUUCAAGUCGGCCCCUUAUUCGACGUACACGGUCCCAACAUUAUCGGUCCAGUUGGGGCGCUUCUAUACGUCGCCAUCUUCAUUUUCAUGGCCGAGUGCAAGACAUACUGGCAGUUUAUGCUAUGUCUUGGCGUGUUUGGAAGCAUUGGUGCUGCCAUGACAAUGGUUGUUGCUGUGGCCAUCGUUGGAAAGCUGUUCAUCCGUCGACGCGGCCUGGCUAUGGGCAUUGCCCUCGCUGGUUCUUCAGUAGGCUCCGUCAUCUUUCCCAUCAUCUUCCGGUACACGUUCCCAAGCCUCGGAUGGAAGUGGUCGAUGCGUAUCAUGGCCUUCAUCUCUGCUGGUCUUCUCAUCCCUGCCAUGCUCUGCUUCAUCCCCUUCAACAGAUUACACGGGAUCACUUCCGAUGGUCAACCAAGACCCAAGAGCUCCGCCCUCAACCUGGCAGCCUUCAAGUCACCCGCCUUUUGCUUCGUAACAGCUGGACUCUUCAUGCUCGAGUUUGCCAUCUUUAGUAUCGCUGGUCUCCUACCGUCUAUUUCUACUCGAGCGGGCUUCACUCCAGAGGAUGGCUAUACUCUUUUGGCUAUUAUCGGUUCCACGUCGACGUUUGGUCGUAUCAUCCCUGGCCUCAUCGGUGACCGGUUGGGGCACUUCAAUGUGCUUCUCAUCUCGAUGGCCUUUACUAUCCUGUGCAUGGGCGUCAUGUUUGUUCCCUUUGGUACCACCUCGGCUCCUGUACUUUAUACCUGGAGCGGACUCUGGGGUUUUGGAUCUGGUUCCUUUUUAUCGAUCACUCCAGUAGUUUGCAUGGGCAAAACAUGCGAGACAAAAGACUAUGGGAGAUACUAUGGCACAAUGAACUGCGUCAUCAGUUUCGCCCUCCUCAUCGCCCUCCCUACCAGCGGUAGCAUGCUCGACAACAUGGGCGCUCAGGCUCUGGCAGGCCUUCUCACGGCCGUCGUAUUUAUCGGAGGAGCUUGCUAUUUCGCUGCACGAGCUCUUCUCAUCGGGCAGUGGCUGUCUCCCAAGACGAAGAUUUAA
Fusarium vanettenii 77-13-4 is the source of this 1395-nucleotide messenger RNA. RefSeq lists its product as uncharacterized. The transcript has 4 exons. Lineage: Eukaryota; Fungi; Ascomycota; Sordariomycetes; Hypocreales; Nectriaceae. Gene Ontology annotation, cellular component: fungal-type vacuole membrane. Bases 1 to 1395 code for a protein of 464 amino acids. Gene Ontology annotation, biological process: transmembrane transport. The record is from RefSeq and is a predicted model, not a curated record. Gene Ontology annotation, molecular function: transmembrane transporter activity.